CUUUUUUCUCAUUGCCCAUUUAUGUGUGUUUUGCCCCAACCCUCACCAGAAUUUUUCCUCCCGAAGCCCAGCCUACACCCAGCAGCUUCUUCCCAUUAAAAACAAGGUAGUGAGACCCGAGACAUGGGAAAUCGAAGGGAGUGACAAGCUAGAAGGCUAGCCAUUUGUAUUCUGGACAUAGAUUUUGAGAUAUAGAUCAUUCUUUUGUAAACUAAAUCUUGAUCUAAGUUUAUGUGGAUUGUUAGUUAUGAAUUUAACAAGUUCCGAGCCUUGUGCAUUUGUGGGAUCCUCCCACAAGUAUAUGAUGUUUGCUUCACUCCUAGUUUUGGGGCGUAACAAUAUAUCAACUUAAGCAAACUCUUAUUGGUUUUUCAUUUUUUUCUUACAAAAGUAUCAUUGCCCUUCAUUAUACCUCUCAGUAAAAUUUGUCAUGUUAC
This is a messenger RNA of Rubroshorea leprosula, 437 nucleotides long. The record is from the annotation of a GenBank genome assembly. NCBI's taxonomy places the organism in Eukaryota, Viridiplantae, Streptophyta, Magnoliopsida, Malvales, Dipterocarpaceae.